AUGGCAAGUGCGGAAUUUUACAAAAACUUCGGGGAAAUUAGAUGUUUCAAAACUGACACUAGACUUGAGUUUGAGCCUCCAGUGGAGUCGCGAAAGGAGGACAUUUUCAGGCAGCAUGAAGGCAAAUGGGUUGAUUUCUCGGUUUGCUGUGUUGAUUGUGGAGGAAUUCUGGCUGAUAGAAAGCAACGUCGAGUGUACUCUCUACCGAGUACCGAUUGGGAAGCGAUGCAUUUCACUUGCUCUGAGACGAAGAAAGUAUCAGAUGAGACGAUAAAACGGCGAAAAGCACCGCAGUUCGACAUGGUUCUCUACUGUGCGCUUUGGUUGGAGAUAAAAGAUACCGACUUUGAGGGAGAAGUCGACGAGCUCGACUGCGAAUGCAAAAGAAAGUACAAAAAUAGGCUGUUUCGACCUGAUAUUGUUGUGAAAAUCUACAGCGGAGAGGACGGCGAGGUCUCCGUAUCUUCUGGAAUGGAAAGUUGCGUUGCCGAAAAGUUUCUAGAGCUAGGGAGGGUGCGGCCUGUUUUUCGCUUUCUGAUCGCAGAUCUGGUCAUUUCGGUGAUCCAGUUAGAGAGCUACCUGCAAUUCGGGAGAGGAUCAAAAUUCAAGCCCAUGGUCAAAGUGGAGAUCCACAGUGAAUCACACCCGGUAAACAAAACACUCGUUGAAGUGGAGUUGGAGACUGAAGAGCGCCAAGGAGUGCAGAUAAAUUUCCCCCCGAAGAGAGUUUCUGAGCUAAUGGACACUCUUCAAGCUAACAAGCUGCUACUGCCAGAGAAUAUCCGGGAAGACCGUUUUGUUUCGUUCCUAAGAUUUUCCGUUGAUAAUAAAAUGAGUGUUGAAGGUCCGACGGAAAUUGAUGUCGCUGCGCCGCAGAAAGAGCUCGAUGCUCAGCUGGACAUCCAGGAUGUUGAAAACUCUAACUCGGAAGACGAAGAAUCCCAGUGUGGAGAGGAUGACGAGACCGAGGAAAAGUAUCAAACUCUCAUUGAGCUUGAGCCCUUGACAAUUCACCUCCAGCAAAGAUACUGGUUCUAUUGCCGCGAGUGGGGUCUUUCCCGAAUGCAAAUGAAGGACGUUUACAAUGCCGUGCUUCAAGAAGCUUCUGGCACUUUGAACCCUGAUCCUAGUGAUCCUCCCUUCCUCUGCAAGUCUGAAGAUGACGAGAGUAUCUUCUACUGGCAGGUGUUGAACAUCCAGGACGGCUUUGCUGAAUGCCGAUCGUUGGAGAAUGAAGAAGUCGAACAUAUCCACUUGAAUGACCUUGAAGUGCUGUUCUCUGGCGACGAGGAUUUCAAAAUCUCUCAGGAGCGACAGCUGAUCAUGGAUAUGUACAACUUUUUCACGACCUUUGUCUACCCUCCAUGGGGUCAGCUCGAUGAGAGCAUGAACGAAGUCCCAUUUGAGCCCCUCCUCCGCGAGCGACUCAAUCUUUUCAACCUCCUCGCUUCCGAGCAUGUGCCUAAACAUGCCGAGUUUCGAUAUCGAGUCCAGAAGAUGGAAUUCGAGCAAGCUUACGAAGACCUUGAUCGCUUGACUGCGACUAUUAAUGAAAUCCAGCGGGUUCAGAACGAAGUGCAGGAAUCCGAAGAGGAUCAAAGAAAUCUCUUCGAGUCGAUGUACAACCAGUACGCAAAGGUCUACCGAUACUGGCUCUACCACGCUGAAGGUCUCCAGAAAAUGGAGGCUGAGAUCUGGGAGAAAUACCAUAUCACCGAAGAAGGGCCCGUCGAAGUCGUUCGAAAGAUCAACGGCCCUCGCCCUGAAAACGAAGGGCCAGUCCACCAUCUUGUGGCUGAAAUGCUCACGAUGAAAGACAUCAAAGAGCUCAACUUGGCCGAAAAUGCCAAAGUUCGAUCCUACGCGACUUUGGAUCUUACUGAAGCGCUCCAGGCCUGUCACGAGGGGGAUACUAUCAUCCUCUUCCCUGGAACAUAUGAAAUUCCUUACUUGUGCGACUACCUCUUCCACGAGUCGAUCACAAUCAAAGGCUGCACAGACAACGCAAACGACAUCAACCUAAUGGCCUCCGAUCGCCAGCGCUUCUUCAUCCUCGCCGAUGCUGUCGACCUGCAGUUUCAGAACCUCACGCUCAACGCCCAGUAUCACACUGAAGGCGCCAUUUGCGUGCGAGGCGGCAGCGUCACCCUCGACAAUGUGAUCAUUCGCACUGAUGAGGUCACCCGCGGCGUUGUCAUCCAUCCUUACUCAAUUUGCAAGAUGAACAACUGCGAGAUCGAAGGAAAGCACGAUAUUUCCGUCGACAUCAAGAACGGCGCCAUUUUGGAGAAGAAGGGAACUAACAAGUUCGCUGUUGAGCCGGCUCUUCGAAAGAUUCGACAACCAUUGAUCAUUGAUGUCGAAGAAGUUGUCCAGCCAAAAGAAAUCGCUCCCGCUAGUGAGCCAGUAAUGUACGCAAAGCCGAAGCCCGUCGUUGUGGCUCCACAGCAAGGCGCCGGCGAUGUCAUCUCUACAUAA
Oikopleura dioica is the source of this 2478-nucleotide messenger RNA. The record is from the annotation of a GenBank genome assembly. NCBI's taxonomy places the organism in Eukaryota, Metazoa, Chordata, Appendicularia, Copelata, Oikopleuridae.